This is a messenger RNA of Daphnia pulex (common water flea), 11423 nucleotides long. It is a transcript of the gene Ufd4, whose product is annotated as E3 ubiquitin-protein ligase Ufd4-like. Gene Ontology annotation, biological process: protein K63-linked ubiquitination; proteasome-mediated ubiquitin-dependent protein catabolic process; anatomical structure development. Gene Ontology annotation, molecular function: protein binding; ubiquitin protein ligase activity; metal ion binding. NCBI's taxonomy places the organism in Eukaryota, Metazoa, Arthropoda, Branchiopoda, Diplostraca, Daphniidae. The transcript has 9 exons. Gene Ontology annotation, cellular component: nuclear speck. The record is from RefSeq and is a predicted model, not a curated record. Bases 564 to 9881 code for a protein of 3105 amino acids.
CGCCUGGCUGCUGCUGCUCUGUUCGUUCUGUUCUGUGUGUCCAUCCAGUUAUCAGGGAGAGCAGCCAGGAAACGGAGACACACCAGAGCCAGUUUGAGUGAAAUUGUUUCGUGCAGGAUUAAAAACGAGUCAAGUUUCGGUCGAGUUGAAAAGUCAAAACUGUCGAAAUGAAGUGUAACAAUUGACCUGAAAGAUUUGCUCUCUCGCAUCUCUUGGUAUAGUCUUUUUCGUCGUGUGUGUGUGUGUGGUUCUGUGUGGGAUUCCCAAGGCCACUGCACAGUGUGUGUGUGUGUGUAUUGUGUUGAGGAAAAAAGAUAUUUCUGAACUCGAUCCAAUUGUAUGAAAGACCUCGCGUGGUUUUGUUUCUCUUUGUGGGGGGUUGGCCCACUUUUUCCCCCUUCAUUUGGACAACCACUUGUCUCACCAUCUCCAAAGAACCCGAAAGACAUCUUGAUCACAGGGUUCUCGGGGCCCGAGGAGUAGCCCUCACGAAGAAGAAGAAGACCAAAACAAACAACCCUAGACAGUUUUGCUUGCAUCGUCUAAAUUAACAAAUAUUGAAAAUGGCAGACGUGGAUCCCGAAACGCUGCUCGAAUGGCUAACGAUGGGCCUCGGCCAAGAGGAGCUGGCCGAGAGAGACAUGCAGCUGGUGGCGUUGGAGCAACUCUGCAUGCUCCUCCUCAUGUCCGACAAUGUCGACCGAUGCUUUGAAAGCUGUCCACCUCGGACGUUUCUGCCGGCCUUGUGCCGUAUUCUUUUGGACAAGACGGCGCCCGAUUCGGUGCUGGAAGUGACGGCCCGCGCCAUCACUUAUUACCUGGACGUAUCGGCCGAAUGCACUCGACGCGUCGUCGCCGUCGACGGAGCUGUCAAGGCCUUGUGCGGACGCCUGGGCACGGCCGACCUCCAGCAACGCACUUCCCGCGACUUGGCCGAGCAAUGCGUCAAGGUCAUGGAAUUGAUUUGCACACGGGAAGCUGGCGCUGUUUUUGAGGCCGGCGGUUUGCAGUGCGUCUUGUCGUUUAUUCGCGACGCCGGAACUCUGGUCCACAAGGAUACACUUCACUCGGCCAUGGUGGUCGUCUCUCGGCUCUGCUCAAAAGUGGAGCCCCACGACCAGGGAUUGGCCGCUUGCGUCGACGCCUUGUCGACUCUACUCCAGCACGAAGACGGACACGUCGCUGACGGAGCUCUCAGAUGUUUCGCCUCGUUGGCCGACCGUUUCACUCGACGCGGCAUCGACCCUGGACCCCUGGCCGAGCACGGACUCGUCUCUGCUCUCCUUUUCCGUCUGUCGAACGCGGCCGGCACUGCGACGACGACGACGACAUCACAACAAUCGACAAAUUCUCCCGCAGCUGCGGCCGCCGGAAGCACCAGCUCGGCCACGGCCUCCGCAGCCACGACUUCUAAUCCGGUGGAAGCGACGGGAACGAAAUCGGCCACUUGCAGUUCCUCCAUUUCGACCGUCAUCAGUUUACUGUCGACUCUGUGCCGAGGAUCGCCCGGAAUCACCCACGACCUUCUCCGCUCUGAACUGCCGGACGCCAUCGAACGGGCCGUCAACGGCGAGGAGCGAUGCAUUUUGGAUACGAUGAGACUCGUCGACUUGCUCCUGGUUCUCCUCUUCGAAGGGCGAAAAGCUCUGCCCCGCAGCGGAGGAGGAGGACUGGCCAACGCGGCCAGCAGUUCGGCGGCGCCAACGACGCCAGGCUCGAGCAUCCGCGGCGGAAGCAGCGGCAGCAGCAGUGGCAGCACAACGGGAUCCAUGCUGCGCCGACUGGACAGCGCAGGGGAGCGGACGCACCGUCAGCUGAUUGACUGCAUCCGCAGCAAAGACACGGACGCCCUGAUCGAUGCCAUCGAUUCGGGCGGCAUUGAAGUCAACUUUAUGGACGACGUGGGCCAGACUCUGCUCAACUGGGCCUCGGCUUUCGGCACCCAGGAGAUGGUGGAAUUCCUCUGUGAACGUUGCGCCGACGUCAACAAGGGCCAGCGAUCCUCAUCUCUCCAUUACGCGGCUUGUUUCGGCCGCCCAGCCAUCGCCAAAGUCCUUUUGCGCUACGGAGCCAAUCCCGACCUGCGCGACGAGGACGGAAAGACGCCGCUGGACAAGGCGCGCGAACGCAACGACGAGGGGCACCGCGAAGUGGCGGCCAUUUUGCAAUCGCCCGGCGAAUGGAUGAUCACUCCCACCUCGUCGACUCCGCCGAAUCCGUCAUCGAUGGCCGACGCUUCGGGGUCGUUCACUUCCAGCGGACUCGGCCGCCGAGGCGACGGUUUGACGCCCAGCUCGACGGCCGUGGCCGAGGACUCUUCCAUUCUGCUGGACGGGACGACGACUUCGACAGAGCCCAAAGGCGACCCGGACAUGGCCCCCGUUUACCUGCGCCGACUGCUGCCCGUCUUUUGCCACACGUUUCAGAGCAGCAUGAUCGUCAGCGUGCGCAAGGCCAGCCUGACCAUCAUCAAGAAGAUGGUGCACUACACCCAGCCGGCCCUGCUCCACUCGCUCUGCUCUCACGAGUCGAACGUGUUCAUCUCGACCCUGGUCGAAGUGGUGGCCGCUGUCCUGGACAACGAGGAGGACGAAGACGGCCACUUGGUCUGCAUGCACAUCAUUCAGGACCUGAUGAACAAGUCGGCCGACACUUUUCUCGACCAUUUCGCCCGCCUGGGCAUCUUCAGCAAAGUCCAAAUGCUGGCCAACGGUGACGGACAGGAGAAUAACGGAGAGAAUUCCUCUGGGCAGUCAGUUGAGGGGGAACAACUGCAACAACAACAACAACAACAGGAGGAAGAAGAAGAUGCGGCCGCUUGUUUGGAAUCGGCCGACACCGAAGACAAAGCCAAUGCGGAACUGCAGUUUGUUGACUCGACCGCCACCGCUGGCCAACAGCCGACCAAACCGCAAGGAGAAACUACCGCCACUGCCACCCCUACCGCAUCGACCACCAGCGCUCAAGUGGACGUGGUCAAGGAGUUGAUGGCCGGGCGACCGUAUCACUGGCGGGACUGGUGCAUCGCCCGCGGUCGCGAUUGCCUCUACAUUUGGAGCGACGCCGCGGCUUUGGAACUGUCCAACGGAUCCAACGGAUGGUUCCGCUUCAUCUUGGACGGCAAACUGGCCACCAUGUACUCGUCGGGAAGCCCUGAGGGCGGGUCAGACAGUUCGGAGAAUCGAGGCGAAUUCCUCGACAAGUUGCAGCGCGUCCGCACCCAAAUCAAACCGGGAACGAUGAGCCAAGCCGUUUUCCCGCCCGGCGUCAAAAUACCCGACGCCCUCCGACUGACGGUCGGCAACUGGUCACUGUCGUCGGCCAAAGACGGAGAAUUGGUCAUCCAGAACUCUGACGGGCAGCAGCAGGCCACCAUUUUGCGCGAGGAUCUGCCCGGCUUCCUCUUUGAAUCCAAUCGAGGAACCAAACACACUUUCACGGCCGAAACGGCCCUGGGACCAGAGUUGGCGGCCGGUUGGGCUCCCGUUCACUGCCCGGGAUCGGGCGGAAGACGCAGCGUCGGUGGAAAUGGAACCGGACGCUCGGGUCUGGUCAGCGGCGGACGUUUCCGCUCGUCGCAAGUGGAGGCCACCAAGCAGAAGGUGCGGGCUCAAGCCCAGGAGAUUUACCAGCGCUACUUCCAGGUGGCUCAGGCUCAGCCCAGGGGCGUCGUGGCCCGUCUGGCCGCCAUCGUCGUCCACAUCGAGCGCGGAUGCGCCGCCCAGGAGAACAACCGGGAACAGCAGAGCCGCGACCACUCGUCGUCGCAAGGAGGAGGCGGAGCCUGGCGCGAUCUCCUCCGCUCGUCACUCAACGACUUCCGCUCUCUCCUGGAAGGAGAAGACACAACUUUAUCGGCUUUCGAACUGCAAUCCAGCGGCCUGGUCCAGGCACUUCACCGCCUCCUGUCACCGGCCGGACUGGACGAUUACCUGCAGGGAACUCGACGCGGCAACCGACUGCUGCGCCAGCGUGUGGCCAUCUUCCGCGAAUGUUUCCAAUCGGCCGACUACCUCUACCAGAACGGGCCAAAGGGACCGGCCACUUGCCUCGUCCGCAAAUUGGUUUCCGUCCUGGAAUCGAUCGAGAAACUGCCCGUCUACUUGUACGACGCUGCCGGCGGCUCGACCAACGGCCUGCAGACGCUGACGCGACGACUCCGCUUCCGACUGGAGCGCAGUCCAGGUGAAACUGGGCUGACAGACCGCACUGGCCGUGCUUUGAAAACGGAGCCGCUGACGACGGUUGGGCAGCUGGAAAAGUACCUGCUCAAAAUGGUGGCCAAGCAGUGGUACGACUACGAGCGAUCGACUUUGGCUUUCGUCCGCAAAAUCCAGGCGGCCACAGCCCCGCCGACGGUGACCGGCUGCCCGUCGGCUUCUCCUCUGGUGUUCCGCCACACCCGCGAUUUCGACGAGGGCGGCAUCAUCUAUUGGCUGGGCACCAACGGCAAAACGGUUCCCGAUUGGGUCAAUCCCGCUCAGGUGGGUCUGGUGGUUGUGACGUGCUCCGAAGGACGCAACUUGCCCUACGGCCAUUUGGAAGACAUCCUGUCGCGUGACAGCGCGGCCCUCAAUUGCCACACCAACGACGACAAGCGCUCGUGGUUCGCCCUGGAUCUCGGCCUCCACCUCCUGCCCACGGCCUACACGCUGAGACACGCCCGCGGCUACGGCAAAUCGGCCCUACGUCACUGGCUCCUCCAAGUCUCCAAGGACGGACUCUCGUGGACGACCCUCUUCACCCACGUCGACGACUGCUCCCUCAACGAGCCCGGAUCGACGGCCACUUGGCCCCUGGAGCCGCCCGGCGGCGAAACACAAGGAUGGAGACACAUCCGUAUCCAGCAGAUGGGCAAAAACGCCUCGGGACAGACGCACUACCUCAGCGUCAGCGGAUUGGAACUCUACGGAACGGUGACGGGCGUCUGCCAGGAUCUGGGCCGGGCGGCCAGAGAGGCCGAGGCCAAUCUGAGGCGACAGCGGCGAAUGGUCCGCCAUCAAAUGCUGCGUCACUUGGUGCCGGGCGCUCGAGUCGUCCGAGGACUCGACUGGAAGUGGCGCGAUCAGGACGGAUCCACCACCACUGCGGCGGCGGCCAGUGCCGGAGGUUUGGCCCAGCCGGCCGAAGGCCUGGUGACGGGAGAGCUGCACAACGGCUGGAUCGACGUCCAGUGGGAUCACGGCGGAUCCAAUUCCUACCGGAUGGGAGCAGAAGGCAAAUACGAUCUGAGGUUGGCGCCUUCGUACGAUCCCGACGCCGCCCAGCAACAACAGCCAACGACAGCCGCCGCCGCUUCGUCGUCGACAGCGGGCAAAACAUCUUCUGCCCUCAAGACCAUCAACCUGGACAAAUCGUGCACUUCGCUGGCCACGGGCGUCAAAUCUUCGACCCCGACGUCAACUUUGACCAGCACCGGACCCGGCAACGCCCUGACUGGUAGCCGCAAAUCCAGUUCCACCCCCAGUUUGCCGGAAGCCACCGGAGUGGUGAAACCCUCUGUGGCUUCGACGGAGCAGGCCACCUCGGUGGAUAAUCUCUUGACCUCGUCGUCUUCAUCAACGGCCGCCGCUUCGGCCGUGGCCGAAAGUGUUUUGAGUCUGGCCAGCGCCGAAGCCGGCCUGGUGUCGUUCGAGCGCGUCCGCGGCGACAGCACGGGAACGCAGAGCACAGACGACGACGAAGCGACUUCGACGGCCGUCGCCGCCCUGGUGGGGGCCCUCAGUCUGAUGGAUCCCAGCGGCUCAUCCGCCGAAGGAGCAGCCGGCGAGUCUCAAGUUUCCGACAGUCACAAGAACGCCAAGAACACUUAUUUGGCUGGACAAUCGACUGCGACGGCCACGGGAGCUGCAGCCACUCAACUCAUGGAUCACUCGAGUCUCUUGACCUCUUCCGGCGCUGCCACUGGAUCAUCGGCCGCAUCCAUCAGCUUGUCGGCGGCCAGUCAAGCGGCCGCAGCCGCCGCAUUGGACGGCAUCGUCGUCGACGAUUCGCUCAUGGCCGACGUGACGGAAGAAAUGCUGGAAAUCAACGCGUUCGAUCUGCUCCGCAGCCUGGAACGACAGGCCAGUCAAUUGCAGGCCGAAGCCGAAACGAUGGCCGCCGCCUCGUCGGCCCUUUCUCACGUCGAAUUAGCCGGGCAACAGCAACAACAACAACAGGCGGAUGACGAACAGGACGACAUGUCGUCGCCUCCUUCGCCUCCCUCCCAGUCGGUCAAAGUGGCUUCCGGCGCCGCUUCUGGCGUUCGCACGUCUGGUUCCAUGAGCGUCAGCGUCCCCAAUUUGACGACGACGUCAUCAGAGCCGGAACGAGAAGUGGGCGGCGGACCCACGCCAGCUGCUUUCCUCGAAAGCUUCGCUAAUGUGGCCCGAAGACGCCACCAAGCGGGCAAUGCUGCCAACAGUGGAAGCGGCGGAGCAUCGGGAGGAAACGCUUCCGGCUCACCCGUCGACCUGUCGAAUGCCAAUCGAUCCAGCGGAUCCAACAGCGGAGCGGGCGCAAUGGCGGGCGGCGGUCACGGCCACGGCGCUAGCGGAACCAACGCCGUCAACGUCUCGUCUUCCUCGUCAUCGAACGCCUCGUCGUCGCUGCUCUUCCCUCGCGGUCCCAAUUCCGUGUCCAGUCUGGUCCGUCUGGCCCUGUCCUCCAACUUCCCCGGCGGACUGCUCAGCACGGCCCAGAGCUACCCGAGUCUGAGCAACACGCUGAGCAGCCUCUCGUCGGUGGCCAGCCACGCCGUUUCCAUGGCGGGCGCCUCUUCCACCAACUUGCACCACGCCCACGGCGGCGCUGGUGCCGGCCAGGGGGGACACCAGCAGACGAGCAGCAGCAGCAGCCACGGAUUGAGCCAGGCGCUGUCGAUGAGUCUGACGGGCUCCAGCGACUCUGAGCAAGUCAGUUUGGAGGACUUUUUGGAGAGUUGCCGGGCCGGCACUUUGCUGGCCGAGCUGGAAGACGACGACGAGUUGCCCGAGCCGGACGAGGACGACAACGAAGACGACGAUGAAAACGAAGACGAUGAAGAUUUCGAGGAAGUGACGGAAGAGGAUGGAGGAGGCGGAGUCAGCAGUCUGGUGGGCGGGGCGGGCGACGGCAGCGGAGCCGGAUCUCGACACGUGACCGGCAACACGAAGCGACGCAGUUGGGACGACGAAUUCGUCCUCAAGAGACAAUUUUCCGCCUUGAUUCCGGCCUUUGAUCCCCGUCCGGGCCGUACCAACGUUCACCAAACGUCCGAUCUUGAAAUUCCGCCACCCGGAGCCGCCGAAGGAGCGCAAGGAGCCGAAGCCGUCAUCACCACUUCUUCGUCUCCGUCCUCGUCGGGCCUCUCGGCCACCGGCCAGCAAUUGCAGCAGCAGUCCGUCAUUCAAUCGAUGGACGUGGAAGCCGACGCCGAUCUGGUGCCGCAACCCAAAUUGCACCUGGUCCUGCGCGGCCCAUGUCUGCCCAACAUCCCCGACGUGGAAAUUGAGCUGACGGACAGCGACUGGACCGUCUUCAAAGCCGUGCAGAAGCUGAUCCAGGCCUCGGCCCUGGGCACCCGCCAGGAGAAAUUGCGCCGCAUCUGGGAGCCGACCUACACGCUCGUCUACAAGGAGCUCAAGGACGAGGCCGGUGCCGUCGUCGUCGUCGGUCCCUCGACGGGCGGAGCGAUGGGCGACGCGGCCGGACAGCGCCGACUGAUGGACGACGAACUCUUUUUGCCCGACUUUGACGUCAACACGCAGACGAGCAACACGGUGGGCUCGUGCAGCGUCGGCGACGUCCUCCUUUUGCUGCGGCAGCUCUACGUGCUGAGCAGCCGGCCACCGGCCGCCGGCGAGCAGUCGGAUGUGGAGCAGCAGCAGCUGCAGCAUCAAUCGCACCACAGUCCGACCAUCUUUAUUCCGCUGGAGGAGUUUAGCAGCAAGAAAGUGACCAACAAGUUGAUGCAACAACUUUCCGACCCUCUGGUCGUGUCGUCGGGCGCCCUGCCCGCCUGGUGCGAGCAGCUCCUGACCGUCUGCCCCAUUUUGAUUCCGUUCGAGACGCGCCAGAUGUACUUUCACGCCAACGCUUUCGGCACUUCUCGAUCGAUCGUUUGGCUGCAGAGUCAACGCGAUUCGGCCGUCGAGAGGCAGAGAAACACGGGCGCCGUUCCCAGACGGGACGACCCGCACGAGUUCCGCGUCGGCCGGCUGAAACACGAGCGUGUGCGAGUGCCCCGCGGCGAGCGGCUCCUGGACUGGGCUCAGCAGGUGAUGAAGGUCCACGCCGACCGCAAGGCCAUUUUGGAGGUUGAAUUCCAGGACGAGGAAGGGACGGGCCUGGGUCCGUCGCUCGAGUUUUACGCUCUGGUGGCGGCCGAGAGUCAGCGACGCGAUUUGGCCCUUUGGAUCUGCGACGACGAGGACGAAAACGAGUUGACGGCGUCCGAAACGGCGGCCUCCGUGGCGGAUUCAGGAGUCAAACCGCCCGGCUAUUACGUGGUGCGGCCGUCGGGUCUCUUCCCGGCCCCGUUGCCCCAGGACUCCCCCAUCUGUGAUCACGCCGAGCAGCUCUACUGGUUCCUGGGAGUUUUCCUGGCCAAGGCCCUCCAGGACGGCCGCCUUGUCGAUUUGCCUCUCUCGACCCCUUUCCUCAAAUUAUUGUGCCAGGGCGACGUCUCAUGCCCGGCCCAGCAGCCCGUUGUCGUCAGCGACAGCAAACGGAAUAAAAACUACCGGGCUGGAUCUCACCCGCCGCCGCAGCAGCCGCCCCCACCUCCUCCACAACAACAGCAACAACAGCAGCAACAACAACAACAGCAACAAGAAGCGGAAGACCCCAUGACGUCGUCCGUUUUCUCGCAGGACGGCGACGUGCUGGGCGGCAACGGUAAACCGUUGACGGGCAGCAGCAGCCCUCGAGAUCCGUCGCUGCCCUGGUUCUCCGGCAUCCUCUCGCACGAAGAUUUGGCCGUGGUGGAUCCGACCCGCGGCCGAUUCCUCCUCCAGUUGCGAGCCCUGGCCACUCGUCGCCGUCAGAUCCUGACGGACCCGACGCUCAGCCACGAGGAUCGCUGCCGCCAGGCCGACAACUUGGCCCUGGCACAGCCCAAUCUGUUGAACAGCAACACGACGACGACCGUGUCGAGCGUGUCGAGUCAGAGCCACAGCAACAUGUCGCAGAAGCCGGCCACCAUCGUCCCGCCGCAAUCUCAGAAGAUUCAGAGCGCCGCCCAGGGACAGGGGCAGGGAGUCGGAGGCGGAGUCCGCCUCGAGGAUUUGGCGCUGACGUUCCAGUUUGCCCCGUCGUCCAAAGUCUUUGGAUUCACCGACGUUGAAUUGCGUUCCGGCGGUGCCGAUUUCGAGGUGACGCUGGAAAAUGUCGAGGAUUACGUGGAACAGAUGGCGGAAUUUUGCCUGGAACGAGGCAUCCGCCGCCAGAUGGAGGCCCUUCGCCAGGGAUUCGACCGCGUUUUCCCCAUGUCGCGAUUGGCCGGCUUCAGCCCGUCUGAGCUGCGGCUGCUCCUGUGCGGCGACCAGAGCCCCAGCUGGACGCGCGAGGACAUCCUCAACUACACGGAGCCGAAGCUGGGCUACACCCGCGACAGCCCGGGCUUCCAACGGUUCGUCAACGUCCUGACGGGCAUGAACGCCGAGGAGCGCAAGGCCUUUCUCCAGUUCACGACGGGCUGCUCGUCGCUGCCGCCCGGCGGACUGGCCAAUCUCUACCCGCGUCUGACGGUCGUCCGCAAAGUGGACGGCGUCAGCGACCGCAGCGGAUGCGUCAACGGCAGCUACCCGUCCGUCAACACGUGCGUCCAUUACCUCAAAUUGCCCGAGUACGACUCUGAGGAGAUUUUGCGCGAGCGGCUCCUGGCCGCCACUCGCGAAAAGGGUUUCCACCUCAACUGAAACCUCAGCCCCACACACAAUCCGAAAGUAAAACCUUUUUUUUUUUUCGUUGCCUAAACAUCAUUUUUUUUGAAUUUGAAUUUUUGUUUAAUCCUUAACCCUUUUGGCGGGCUUUUUCAUUGUGCGUGCAUCCACACCAUUUUUUAAUUCAUUCAUAUUUCUUGGUUCGCCUCAAUUUUCCCCCUGGAAUUAUUAAUUUUUUUUUCUUGUUGGAGUUUGACUUUUGUCACCAUUUCACCGUUUUUUUUUUGGCUCUCUCGUGUACCCCCAAAUUGUUUCCCCCCUAAAAUGCCCCACCAGCCACUACACCCGAUGUGAAAAAACCAAAGUUUUUGCGAUUUUCAGAGGAGAAAAACAGACAGACAAAGAGGAAAGGAAAAAAGUAGCGCUAGUGUCAUUUGAUCCCAGUUGGAAGGCGGGGUGUGGAUCAGCUGGUGAAGGUGAAGGAAAGAAAAGAAGAAAAUGAAGGCAGCAGCUUAUUUGUUUGUUUUUAUUAUUUUUCCCCCCCAGUCCCUGCAACGUGAACAUUUCUUUUGUUUUUCGAUUGGCUUGUUUUUUGUUCCAAACUGCAGGAUACAUAAAGAUGAAACGUAAAUCAACGACUACUUGCUCCCCCCUGAUGAUGAUGAUGAAAAUCGUGUGUCCUUUCCCCAUGUAAUCCCUUUGAUACAAUUUAGGGCUCAAUCAACGGCCAGCUCUCCUCUAUUUUUUAAUUUUAACUUGUCGCCUAGAUCUAAAAGAAUUCUAAAAAGAAAUUUGCCAUUUCCUUUGCUAAUCUUUGACUCGCUGGUAACAGGAAGACAAAAGAGAAACAGGAAAAGAGAAAACGAGUGCGCAAUUGGUUUUCUUGUUACCUCCCCCAUCAGCUCCCUGAUAUCACCGCGCCCCUUAUUGAUGGCAUCCACUAAAAAAAUAGACUAAAAACGGAAAAAUUCGUUUGCGAGAACUUGCGGAAAUCUCGCAAGUCGGUAGUGAAUCGAUGGUAGGACACCAGCAGAGAGUGGGGAAAAAUAAAAGUUACACACGAGCCUCUUAUUGUCGGCAUUUGGAGAUCUUUAAACGUGUGUGAUUGCGUGUCGGUUAAUGAGACUGUGGGACUCUUGUCCACAUUUCGACCGCUGCACUUUACUUCUCAUUUAGCGCGCCAUCCCCCCCCCACCACAUUUAUUGUGAAAUUUCAACUCGCAUCUUUAUAAUAAAAACAAAAAUUUAUUGUGCCCUCAUCAUCCCCAACCCCCUCACACACACACAUAUGAUGUAAUCUUUCUCGCAUCGAUUGCGCAUUGAUUGAUUUCAUUAAUUAUGAUUCAAUUUAUAUGUUCGUCUCACUCCCAUCCCGGCUACACCCCUUUCUAUUCUCGCCCUCUCCAAAGAACUACUAUCGGGAUUUUGUCUUGUUUUGUUUAUCUCUUCUCUUCUUCAAUAUAUUCUGCUCCUCCUUAUUCAGAUAUUUCAUGUUUGUCAUUUGGUCAUGCCGGAUUUACUCUUGCACAUGAUGGUGUAGUAACUACUACUUUAAUCAAGUAUACGUUUCAACGAUAA